Electrophorus electricus (electric eel) is the source of this 5686-nucleotide messenger RNA. RefSeq names its product 5-oxoprolinase, ATP-hydrolysing (gene oplah). Gene Ontology annotation, molecular function: 5-oxoprolinase (ATP-hydrolyzing) activity. Gene Ontology annotation, cellular component: cytosol. Gene Ontology annotation, biological process: glutathione metabolic process. NCBI's taxonomy places the organism in Eukaryota, Metazoa, Chordata, Actinopteri, Gymnotiformes, Gymnotidae. The record is from RefSeq and is a predicted model, not a curated record.
UAAUAGCUUAGCAAAAAAACAACAACAACUCAAGAUGAACACACAAGUCAGUGGUAGUCACGACCCUUCCUUCACGCGUUUUGCACUUGUAGCUAGCGAUAGCUCUCCUUGCCACUGACUUUCAUUUUAGCGAGUAUUAUUUCAUAACCUCGGGUUCUUUGGGUAGGUAUAACUAGCUAGUUAUAUAAUUUGAAGUAGUCUUCUGAUACUUUAAUGUGGUUCUUAAUUAGCUACUGAGCCUAACGAGUUCAAACCGUCUAGAACUAAACCUAGCGUUAGCUAUCCUAGCAUGUUAGCCCUUAAUCUCAUUGAGACGGCAGGUCUAGCUAGGCACAGUACAUAUCUUUUUAAAAAGGCUAACUGAUUAGCCUCAUCAUUUGCUGGAUAAUUCCACCUUCUAAUAUAUUGCAUUAUUUUAUCGGAGGACCCAGGGUGUGGCAAGAAAAUAUUCCCCACACCAUCACUCUGCCUGCACAAGCCUGAACUGUUGACUUCUGACUGGAAGGGACGCUAAUUUCCAUACAGGGAAGUUCAAAGGAUGGCUGAGAGCAAAGGCACAUUCGACUUUGCUAUUGACCGCGGCGGAACCUUCACUGAUGUGUUUGCUCGCCUGCCAGAUGGGAGAGAGCGAGUCCUUAAACUGCUCUCUUAUGACCCCCAGAACUAUCAGGAUGCCCCCACCGAGGGCAUCCGUCGGGUACUGGAGGAGGAAACUGGACGCAGCUUCCCACGGGACCAGCCCCUUGACACCUCUCUGAUUGGCUGGAUUAGAAUGGGCACCACAGUGGCCACCAAUGCCCUACUUGAGCGGCAGGGAGAGAGGACUGCCCUCCUAGUGACGCGUGGGUUUCGGGACCUGCUGCACAUUGGCACCCAGGCCAGGCCAAACCUGUUUGACCUGGAGGUGUGUAUGCCUGAGGUUCUUUAUGAAGAGGUGAUUGAAGUGGAUGAGAGAGUUGUUCUUAGGCAAGAUGGCUGUCAACUGCCCAGGAUGGAGCCCAAACGUUUAGUCACAGGCAGUACGGGUGAGGUCCUGGAGGUUUGGCAGGAGUUGGAUCUGCAGCAUUUGGAAAGGGAGCUGAGGGGAGUACUAGCCAGAGGAAUCAGCAGCCUGGCUGUGCUACUGCUGCACUCCUACAUAUGGCCUACUCAUGAGAAGGCUGUGGGUUUGUUGGCACGGCGACUGGGUUUCACGCAAGUGUCUCUGUCCAGUGAGGUGAUGCCCAUGAUCAGGAUGGUACCCCGUGGUCACACUGUGUGUGCUGAUGCUUACCUCACACCAAAAAUACGCCACUACCUGACCGGCUUCACCUCAGCCUUCAAGGGUGGGCUGAAAAAUGUGGAUGUGUUAUUCAUGCAGUCUGAUGGGGGUCUGACUCCGAUGGAGCAAUUCUGUGGCUCACGGGCAGUACUCUCUGGACCUGCAGGGGGUGUUGUGGGCUAUGCUGUCACCUCCUACAAUUCCACCUACAAUAAGCCUGUAAUUGGCUUCGACAUGGGAGGUACGUCGACAGACGUGAGUCGCUAUGCGGGUCAGUAUGAGCACGUGUUUGAGGCAAGGACAGCAGGAGUUACACUGCAGGCACCGCAGCUGGACAUCAACACAGUCGCAGCAGGAGGGGGAUCUCGCCUGUUCUUUAGGUCUGGGAUGUUUAUUGUCGGGCCUGAGUCUGCUGGUGCUCACCCUGGCCCUGUGUGCUACAGGAAAGGGGGCCCUCUCACGGUUACCGAUGCUAACCUGGCCCUAGGCCGUCUGUUGCCAGACUUCUUCCCGCACAUAUUCGGACCAGGAGAGAACGAGCCCCUGUCCGUGGAGGAAACUAUGAGGCACUUCCAGCAGCUCACGCAUGACAUCAACCACUUCCUAUCCAGCAACCAACCACCGUGCGAUGCCAACAGAACUACCCAAUCAUACGGUGACAUGCUAAAAGGUGCCAAAUCAGAAAUGAGUGUGGAGGAGGUUGCCAUGGGAUUCAUCAGAGUUGCAAAUGAGGCCAUGUGUCGUCCAAUCAGAGCUCUGACUCAGGCUAAGGGUCAUGAUACAUCCCUGCAUGUGCUGGCAUGUUUUGGUGGAGCUGGAGGUCAGCACGCCUGCGCCAUUGCCAGGACUUUGGGCAUGAACACUGUCCUCAUUCACAAAUACAGUGGGGUUUUGUCUGCAUAUGGUCUAGCUCUGGCUGAUGUUGUGGAGGAGAGACAGCAGCCCUGUUCUCUGCACUACAGGGAGAACUCAUACUCCGAGCUUGACCGCCACAUUCAGGAACUCUCCCAGUGCUGCCAGGAGGUACUGCUUAAACGUGGCUUCAACAGGUCUCAGAUCAGUAUGGAGGUGUUUCUGCACAUGCGCUAUGAGGGAACCGACUGUGCUCUCAUGGUCAGUGGCAGCAGCUGCCCCGCACACACUCACUCCUGCCAGUCUGGAGACUACUACACCGCCUUCACUAAACGGUACCUGAAGGAGUUUGGUUUCACCAUUCCAGACAGGCCUGUAAUGGUAGAUGAUAUCCGUGUGCGAGGAUCAGGGACGUUUGGCAUCAGAUCGAUGACGGUUGGAAAGACAGGACAUGAAGCUCCUAGACCAGCUAAGGUGACACGGUGCUACUUUGACGAAGGCUACUUGGACACCAGCGUGUACCUGUGGGAAGACCUGACGUGUGGCUAUGGCAUUGAGGGACCUGCCAUAAUCAUCCAGAAGAACAGCACUAUCCUGGUGGAGCCAGGCUGCAGGGCAGAGCUAACAGUGGGUGGAGAUGUGUGCAUCAGUGUGGGCGGAGACAGCCCUACUGUACUGGGAACAGAAUUGAACGCUGUGCGCCUGUCCAUCUUCUCACAUCGCUUCAUGAGCAUCGCAGAACAGAUGGGCCGUGUGCUGCAGAGAACAUCCAUCUCAACAAAUAUUAAGGAGCGUUUGGAUUUCUCCUGUGCUGUGUUUGGACCUGACGGUGGCCUGGUGUCCAACGCGCCACACAUCCCUGUGCAUCUGGGAGCAAUGCAGGAGACUGUGCAGUACCAGUUGAAGGCUCUGGGUAACAGUUUAAAAGAGGGAGAUGUGAUUCUCAGUAAUCACCCGUGUGCUGGAGGCAGUCAUCUCCCAGACCUCUCUGUCAUUACUCCGGUAUUUCACCCUGGUGUGAGUGGUCCUGUGUUUUUUGUAGCCAGUAGGGGGCAUCAUGCAGACAUAGGGGGAAUCACACCUGGGUCUAUGCCCCCACACUCCACCUCUCUGCAGCAGGAAGGGGCAGUCUUCACUUCCUUUAAACUCGUCACUGAGGGAGUCUUCCAGGAGCAGGCUGUCACCGAUGCCCUCAUGGCUCCAGCUCAGUACCCAGGAUGCUCUGGAACACGUAAUCUCCAUGACAAUCUGUCAGACCUCCGGGCUCAGGUAGCAGCCAAUCAGAGAGGGAGCCAGCUGGUGGGGGAACUGAUUGACAGCUAUGGAUUGACUGUGGUCCAGGCAUACAUGGGCUACAUUCAGAGCAAUGCGGAGCUGGCUGUUAGAGACAUGCUGAAAGACUUUGCCCGUCACAGACAACAGCAAACUGGCUCCCUAGAGGUGGAGGCAGAGGAUCACAUGGAUGAUGGAACUCCAAUCAAAUUGAGAGUCCAGAUAAAUGAACAGGAGGGGAGUGCUGUGUUUGAUUUCUCAGGUACUGGGUUUGAAGUGUGGGGGAACUGUAAUGCCCCUCGCGCAAUCACUCUCUCAGCUCUCAUCUACUGUUUACGGUGUAUGGUGGGCCAGGACAUUCCCUUAAACCAGGGGUGUUUGGCCCCCAUCAAAGUCAUCAUUCCCCCCAGAUCCAUCCUGCAGCCAUCUCAGAAUGCUGCGGUCGUUGGGGGCAAUGUGCUGACCUCACAAAGAGUGGUGGAUGUGAUCUUCAAGGCGUUUGAAGUGUGUGCCGCCUCCCAGGGCUGCAUGAACAACGUGUCCUUUGGCAGUGAGAAGAGCGGUUACUAUGAAACUGUUGCUGGUGGUGCUGGGGCAGGGCCAGGGUGGAAUGGGCGGAGCGGUGUCCACAGUCACAUGACCAACACGCGCAUCACUGACCCAGAGAUUCUGGAAAAGAGGUAUCCAGUGAUUUUAGAGCAGUUUUCUCUCAGGCCUGGCUCUGGAGGCCGAGGUUGUUACCAUGGUGGUGAUGGCAUAAUCAGGAAGCUUCUGUUCCGGAAAAAAGUGGUGUUAUCAGUCCUGACGGAAAGGCGAUCUAUGCGACCUUAUGGUCUGCAUGGAGGGGAGAAUGGAUCUCCAGGUCUGAACCUCUUACACAGAGCUGAUGGCAGAGUGCUAAACCUAGGAGCAAAGACCACAAUCAACCUCGAGCCUGGGGACAUGUUUUCUCUGCACACCCCUGGAGGAGGUGGUUAUGGGAGAGAGGAGGAGAGGAAGGAGGACACCCAAACGUCCUCCAGUCGACUGCGUCUAAACAAAGCCUUCUCCGAGAGAGGCAGUGUGUUUGAAUUCCGCCGUGCUCAGGAGUGUGUGUGAAUCCCUGACUGUGGUGUGACCUCUACCCAUAGAAGCCCGAAGUAAAGUCACAACUCUGACUUCAGAUCAGUCUAGUGGGCCCCUGCAGAUUAUCCCCUAUAGAGUGAAGCCUUGUUUUACCAUUUAUUUUUUGACAGGUUGGAUAUUUGCUGUUUGUGUUUGGAUAUGCUGGCCCAUGGCCUGUAACUGGUUAAAGAGCUACCCAGCUACCCUGGGAAGAUGUCAGAGUAGUCCUCAGACCUGUAUUCAUGGCCUGUUUCGGGCAUUCAUGGCCUGGUUAAGGCAGGUUGGGAGGUAAGAUCAAGCAGAAAAGUGGACCAUCUGCCCUCCCAAACACUGUGUCAGGAAGCACCAUUGUGCAGCGUAUACUGUCAGUAGACAUGGAGGAUGAAUGCAAUGCAUUACAUUCAAGCAGCAGUUCUACAAAACAUCGUGGGUACUUUUAAAUAUGCUGUGAAUACAUUGAUGAAAUAAGGGUGAUCAUGUCAUCUUAAGAUAUUUGAAUUGCCUUUACCUUUCUUGGAACUGAACCAGAGUCAUGAACAACAGCAGAUUUAGAAAGCAUAAACACCAUCACUUAAAAGUCAAUGUUUUUUAACAUAAAAAUCAGAAAAUAACAGAAAACCAUCCAUAUCAAAAUACUGCAUGUAAAAAAAAAAAAAUGCAUUUUAAUAAACUCUUAUCAUAAUGCAUAUCAGUUAUCUAACAGUUAUGUAAGUCUAAUGUGAUUUGGCAGUGUUUUAACCCUGUGUGUUUGUGCUUUUUUGGUUGAGGGUUCAAUGUUCUCAGACGAAUUUAUUGGACAGACUGACUUGUGUUGUUAUUAUUAUUAUUAUUAUUAUUAUUAUAUGUAGCUAUCAAAACAUCCUCAGGAAAUCACAACCAAAACUCUGACCUUUAAUAGGGUUAUCAGCCUGAGCGCAUUAAUGACCCUCAUGGCACCCAUAAAAGGGCAAGACUUCCUUGGUGGAGUCUUGUAUGUUGCUUUAAUAACUACUGAAAAGACUAAACUUUUCUAAACAGAAUGGACUGUGAUCUAACACUGGGAUUAUAUGAAUUUGAAAAUGAGAAAAUGAGUGGUUACCUUAUGGUGCAGAUCCUGGUGAUGGUUGUCAGACACAUGUAGUCAUUCAGGUCAUUGCAUUGUCUAGAUAAGGUGACUGGACUAGUAUCGUAACAUUAAAGACAUUUAACACUCAUUCA